AUGGAGGACCUGCGGGGGAUGCACACGACGCUCAAGACUUCCCUCAGAACGACACCCACGCCGACAGUGCUCUCCUCCAUCGCCGAAGAUGCCCAAGCCAAGAUCCAAGCCUUCCUCGCCCGCCAGACGACGACCUUCCGACCGACCGACAGCGAGAUCCGCAUACAGCGCAAUGAUUCAACCAUCAAUGGUGUCAUGAUCGGGCUGCUGAGCUCCUUUGGGAGCGCCAUCCUGAUCGCCCUCAUUUUCUUCAUCGUCUACUUCUUCAGAUAUACAAGCAGCGGUCGCAUUUUCCUGGAUCGGAUUGGGAGGCCGGGAGAGUAUGACGAUGAGCAGGCAUAUGCUAGGGAGGAGGCGGAGGCACUCGAGGAGAUGGAUGAUCUACAACGGACUGAGUAUCUGAGGGCAAAAGCGUUCAUUCAAGCAAAUCCCCCAGACUCGUUACCGACCGACAUCUCGUUAUCACAGUAUCUUGCGAUUCAAGAAAAAGGCGUCUCAGCAUGGGAGUUUGAACCAGAAUUAGAAAUUGCGAAUUGUUUCGUAGAAGGGAGGACGGAGAUUGAGUUCUUUGAUUCGGAAUGCUCGACACUGACGAACUUGCCGAUACCGAAGCAGAAUGAGGUUUAUUAUUGGGAGUCGAAGAUUUAUGAUAAGCCGGAAACGACUCUCAUCAGUAUAGGUGUUGCUACAAAGCCUUACCCGCUCUUUCGGCUACCAGGAUGGCACAAAUACUCCGUUGCUUACACAUCCACUGGACACCGAAGAUAUAACCAACCUUUCAGCGGACCAACCUAUGGACCCCAGUUCGUGCAAGGAGAUGUCAUCGGAGUUGGAUAUCGACCUCGAACAGGCACAAUAUUCUUCACACGGAACGGCAAGAAGUUAGAAGAUGUUGCCCAUGGCCUCAAAUCCCAGAACCUCUUCCCUGCAGUCGGUGCAAACGGCCCCUGUACGGUGCAUGUGAACUUUGGGCAAUCGGGAUUCGUCUUUAUUGAAGCAAAUGUUAAGAAGUGGGGCCUUGCACCCAUGACCGGAAGUCUUGCCCCACCACCUCCAUAUGGUAGUGAACAAGGGAGCAUUCUGCUUGAAGCUGGACGAGAAGGAGCCCAGAGCAGUCAGGGAAAUUACUCGGAUGCGAGGCAUGGACGAACGAGGAGUGGAAAUUUCAGACAUGGGCCUCCAACCAGUCCUGGGCCUGUCCGUUCUCCAACAGACAUCUCCCUCGCCCACCUUACACAUAUCCCUUCGCACGACGAGCCUGGAGAGCCGAGUACAGCAUCAGCAGCAGGCAGUGGUCCCGAAGCAGCAGUUACCACAGUUUCAACUGUCGGACUUGGUGUAUCCGAGGCUCCCCCUGAGUAUACAAGCCCUCAUCAAUCAAAUGCCAACAGCCCUCGAGGGAGUGUCGACAGCGACAGGGCUCCCUUAAUAAGGCGGCAGAGUACCCCGCCGCCGAUACCUAGCUACAACGAUACUGUAGCUGAGGACAGAGCAAGAGCAAGGGCUCAAAGCCAAAGUCAGAGCCAUCGAGAUCGAAGUAAUAGUCAUCGAGCGCAAGAUGGAACAUCUGGAUCUAGAUCAUGA
Molecule: messenger RNA, 1584 nt
Organism: Cadophora gregata
Lineage: Eukaryota; Fungi; Ascomycota; Leotiomycetes; Helotiales; Ploettnerulaceae
Gene: SSH4
Product: Rsp5p-dependent ubiquitination, sorting of cargo proteins at the multivesicular body
Exons: 3
Coding region: 1-1584 (527 amino acids)
Molecular function (GO): protein binding
Source: RefSeq, a predicted model, not a curated record